GUUAUUAUUAUUAUUGGGAGAAAAUAGUGAUGUCGUCAUGUCACGCAGCGGAUUCUUUUGCGCAUGCGUACAACUAAAAAAGACUGGGGUUUUUUUCCGGGUUGCAAACAAGAAGACACAAGAACAGUAAACGUUGAUCCAGGGAGGUUUGAUCAAUCAACUGGGAGUGAGCAUUUUACCCUGUUACACACUGACUGUGGACAUGAAAGGGCAACAUAAAAGUUCUGAACCUGAUGUCAAUGUUCCAGUCAUUGAAGAAGGGGCAGUUGCCACUGCAGAGGAUCCAUCAGCAAUCACAACUAUUCAGUCUGCUUCUACAUUCUCCUCAGAGCAGCCGAUUAAAUACCUCUUCAAGACAGAGGGAGCUGGGGGGCAGGUAGGGGAGCUGUACCCUCCCACAGGGCAGGUCACAUAUCGAGUAAUCCAGGUUUCAGAUGGACAGCUGGAAGCUCACACGGAUGGUGCAACAGCCGUUAGUGUAGUGACUGGAUUUCCUACUGCAACACAACCUGUUACACAGACUGUAUUCUCGCACUCAGAGAGCUUAGAGGGAGACGGCACAGAAACCCAUUACACAUAUUACCCUGCCACAAUCUCAGAUGCUACAACAGGCACUAUGGUGACCGGUGUUCAGGCCUCAGAUGCUCUGCUUAGUCAAAAUGCUCCUGCAGGUCAGUUGUAUGUUAUGAUGUCCCCACAGGAGGUCCUUACUGGAGCCAACCAGAGGUCUAUUGCACCUCGCACACAACCUUACAAUGCUAAAUCAGAGGGUCCAAGAACUUCAAGAGAUGAGAAAAGACGAGCUCAGCACAACGAAGUUGAACGAAGACGCAGAGACAAAAUUAACAACUGGAUUGUUCAGCUUUCAAAAACGAUUCCAGACUGUACCAUGGACUCCACUAAAGCAGGACAGAGUAAGGGUGGGAUCCUAUCAAAGGCCUGUGAUUACAUUCAGGAGCUGCGACAAAGUAACAGCCGGUUAGGAGAUGAACUGAAUAACAUUGAGAGGUUAAGAAUGGAUAACCAGCUGUUACGACAAGAGGUGGAAGACUGGAAAUCUAAGAAUCAAAUUUUGCGGAACCAGCUACGGCAGCAUGGCAUAGUUGCAGCAGCAAGUACCGAUUCCCAGUGAAGAAUUCUAAGGCUGUUAGAACCAACUAAUGAUAUCUAGAAGAAAAGCAGACAGUGUUGGAUACGUUUUCUGUGGUUGUUUUUAGAGGCCAUCAAAAUGAGCUUAAACAAUGGAUAAUGCAGGACUUUGUAUCCAACAAAAUAUAGUGAUGAUUCUUCACCAGGAUCUUGCCUUAUGUACAUAUUAUAUUUUUCUUUCUUGUUUUUUUUUAUUUUUUUUUUAAACAUUAUUGUAACUUAGCAUUUGUUUUUAUGUACCAGAAAAGCAUGACGAAAUCUGUUCAUUUUGUACAUUAACUUCUAAUCCUUGUGGAAGUAUUUCAUGUUAAUUCUAAUCUUUAUGUUAUGAAUGCAUUUUCACUUUACAUACUUUUUCAGAAGAUUUGUCAAUUUCAUUUGUCCAAAUAAUGAGCAUUUCAAGUAACUGCCUUUUAAAUGACAAUGCCCAACAUGAUAAUAUAGUAUCAUAGUAGAUUUUACUAUGAAGAGUACUAAAAUAAAUAGACAGUGAAAUUAAUAUCCCCACUCCACUUUUCUUCACCCUGUUCUUAUAGAUUCAGGUCUGAAAGUGUUUUGAAAAUCUACAAGUGUUGUUGACUGGAAUUGGAGAUAAUCUUUUGUUUAUACUAAACAUUUCUUUACUGGAAAGGUUCAGACUGUAAUAUUGUUCACGACACGCUGAAAAGCAGGGAGACAUGGCGCAACGGUCAAAGACGUCCAUCUAGCGCUGUGGUGUAGUCCUGACAAAAAAAAAAAAGUUGUUUACUAUUACCUAGUCCCCUGAAGCCAACAACCCCCACCCAUGCAAAAAAUGACAAGAGAAGUUGAUGUGUUUAUGUUUUUUGUGACCUAUUAUUACUUUGGAUGUUUUUAUUAAAUCAAAGCAGUGCACAUAACAAAUGUGAGAAAACCAAACAGAAAAAUAGAAGGAAACUUUACUUAAAUAAUAUAAAAUGAGCCAUUAAUUGCAGAAGUCUCUAAAAAGGAUAAAAGUUUAAGGCUCUACAGCAGUUCAGAGUCUCUUUUGCACCCUUCAGUGCUUCAAGGUACUGAUAAAUUUCAAACUGUACAAAAUUUGGAAUCUUUGACAAAGGGUUUGUCAGAAAAAUAAAAAAUGUUGUCUUCUAAA
This is a messenger RNA of Myxocyprinus asiaticus (Chinese sucker), 2260 nucleotides long. It is a transcript of the gene usf1, whose product is annotated as upstream transcription factor 1. Gene Ontology annotation, molecular function: protein dimerization activity; DNA-binding transcription factor activity, RNA polymerase II-specific; RNA polymerase II cis-regulatory region sequence-specific DNA binding. The transcript has 11 exons. NCBI's taxonomy places the organism in Eukaryota, Metazoa, Chordata, Actinopteri, Cypriniformes, Catostomidae. Gene Ontology annotation, biological process: regulation of transcription by RNA polymerase II. The coding region runs from base 203 to 1132 and encodes 309 amino acids. The record is from RefSeq and is a predicted model, not a curated record.